UCAGCACAAACAAACACAUUGCCAGAAGAACUGUUACAGAUUCUCUCUCUAAAAGUCACCAUUUUCUCUCUCUAUAUAUGCUCGCAUUUAAUGUAUAGACUGUUCAUCAGAAGCUGCUGCGAUGCACUGACCAGAGAUGAAUCAUCAUCAUCAAGCUCCCGAAAAUCUCAUGGAUUUGCAGAGAUUUUUCCGCGGAUGGGCGGCGGCGGUUCUACUUCUUCUGCUCGUCUUCUUCCACAACCCUAGUCCGGUGACCGCCGGCGACAUCGUCCACGACGACGAUUCGUCGCCCAAGAAGCCUGGCUGCGAGAACGACUUCGUACUGGUAAAAGUGCAAACUUGGGUCAAUGGCAUUGAGGACAGUGAAUUUGUUGGUGUUGGUGCUCGAUUUGGCACUACCAUUGUGUCAAAGGAGAAAAAUGCAAACCAGAUUCCUCUUACACUUUCGGAUCCCCUUGAUUGUUGUAGUCCACCAAAGAAUAAGCUUGCUGGAGAUGUAAUCAUGGUGAACCGAGGUCACUGCAAAUUCACAACAAAGGCAAAUGUUGCAGAAGCUGCUGGUGCUUCAGCUGUUCUCAUAGUUAACAACCAAAAAGAGCUUUACAAGAUGGUUUGUGAACCUGAUGAAACUGAUCUAGAUAUACACAUACCUGCUGUCAUGCUCCCCCAAGAUGCAGGUGCAAGCUUAGAAAAAAUGCUAAUGAAUAGUUCAUCAGUGUCUGUGCAGCUAUACUCUCCACGACGACCUGUAGUUGACAUAGCCGAAGUAUUUUUAUGGCUUAUGGCAGUUGGUACUAUCUUGUGUGCAUCUUAUUGGUCUGCAUGGAGUGCAAGAGAAGCAGCUAUUGAACAGGACAAACUAUUAAAAGAUGCUUCAGAUGAGUUUCCCACCAUCAAAGACGUUGGUACUAGUGGAGUAGUUGACAUUAACAUGGCAUCAGCAGCCUUAUUUGCUGUUAUUGCUUCAUGCUUCUUGGUUAUACUUUACAAAUUAAUGUCAUCCUGGUUCAUCGAACUUCUGGUGGUUCUUUUUGCCAUUGGUGGUGCAGAGGGCUUGCAAACUUGUUUUGUUGCCUUGUUAUCAAGGUGGUUCAACCGUAGUGCAGAAUCAUACAUUAAAUUACCUUUAUUUGGAGCUGUAUCCUACCUUACUCUAGCUGUUUCUCCAUUCUGCAUAGCAUUUGCUGUUGUUUGGGCAGUUAAGAGAAAUGCAUCCUUUGCCUGGAUAGGCCAAGAUGUACUCGGAAUUGCGCUGAUAAUUACAGUUCUGCAGAUUGUGCGUGUACCUAAUCUCAAGGUGGGUACUGUUCUACUCGGUUGUGCCUUCUUGUAUGACAUAUUUUGGGUGUUUGUUUCAAAGAAGCUAUUCCAUGAAAGUGUGAUGAUUGUGGUGGCUCGUGGCGAUAAAAGUGGAGAGGACGGCAUUCCAAUGCUACUGAAGAUUCCACGCAUGUUUGAUCCAUGGGGUGGUUACAGCAUCAUAGGCUUUGGUGACAUACUUUUACCGGGAUUGAUAAUAGCAUUUUCGCUUAGGUAUGAUUGGUUGGCGAAAAAGAAUCUCCGAGCUGGGUACUUCCUGUGGGCAAUGUUUGCAUAUGGAUUAGGUCUUCUUAUUACCUACGUGGCACUGAACUUGAUGGACGGUCAUGGCCAACCGGCUUUGCUGUAUAUCGUCCCAUUCACACUAGGGACCUUUUUGACACUCGGGAAGAAGAGAGGCAAUCUGAAGAUCCUGUGGACAAGAGGGGAACCUGAAAGGGUUUGCCCUCAUAUCCAACUCCAACCCACCGAAGAAUCUAGCCAAGAGAAAUAAGUCCUCUUCUUGUAAUUGUAUCAUAAUCUGUGUAAUAUGCUUAGAUCAUCGAUGUUCUGCCAGAGAAGCAAAACCUAUUGCUUAGCGCAGGAUGCUACGAUCAACUAAGCGCUGCAUUCGUGUAACAUGUUAGCGAAUUCGAUGAUUUGUUCAUCGUAAGUUGUUCUAAUCAUGUGUUCGGUUCCUUUGCCCUUGUGGUUCUUGGUUUUGAACUGGGAAAAUGCCUGUUUUCUGCAUCCUUCAUUGCAAGGCCUCAAUGGAAAGAGUUUAAUCUGCAAUUUGUAGCAUAAA
Molecule: messenger RNA, 2104 nt
Organism: Diospyros lotus (date-plum)
Lineage: Eukaryota; Viridiplantae; Streptophyta; Magnoliopsida; Ericales; Ebenaceae
Product: signal peptide peptidase-like 2
Exons: 14
Coding region: 137-1813 (558 amino acids)
Biological process (GO): membrane protein proteolysis
Cellular component (GO): lumenal side of endoplasmic reticulum membrane; Golgi-associated vesicle membrane; lysosomal membrane
Molecular function (GO): aspartic endopeptidase activity, intramembrane cleaving
Source: RefSeq, a predicted model, not a curated record